Cotesia glomerata is the source of this 1866-nucleotide messenger RNA. RefSeq lists its product as uncharacterized. The record is from RefSeq and is a predicted model, not a curated record. Gene Ontology annotation, cellular component: neuron projection membrane. Gene Ontology annotation, biological process: synapse organization. The transcript is spliced from 6 exons. Bases 772 to 1665 code for a protein of 297 amino acids. NCBI's taxonomy places the organism in Eukaryota, Metazoa, Arthropoda, Insecta, Hymenoptera, Braconidae.
UCAUCCCCCGUAUCAGUGCGGGGAGCGAACAGCAUCCAAUAUCGAGAGAGACUGUGAGGCGUUAGUUCGCGGUACAUCGUCUACCCAGAUUGAUGUCAACCGCUCCGUUAAAUUCUCUCUAUGAUAACACACCCUCGUACAUAAACUGACAAUCAUUCAUCACUUUACAUGCAUACGCAAUCUUAUUUAAACAGUUGUUUAACUGACAGGAUCAUUCGCUUAGAAAAAAAAAUCAAUUAAAGUUAAAUCAAACUCAUUUGAAUAUUUAAUAAAUUAAUUUUAAAUAAAAAAUUGAUUAAAUAACUCAUAAAUCAUCGGUUAAAAGAAAAUUUCAAGUGUAACUUGGUACAAAAUAAAUUAUUUGUUUACAAACUGGAAUCAAGCGACCUGCCUAAUCUCAGGAUGUUUAUCAGGCUUUAGUUUUUUGAAUAUAAUUAAUUAAUGGAUUUCUAUUGAAUCGUAAUUAAGCUGUACUUGGAUGAAUUAUUAAUUGAUUGAUUGAUUUAAUUAGCUUUUUAAUUAGUCGUCAAGUGAAAGAGAAGUAGAUAACCGUCAUGCUCAUGUCAGAGUAUUAAUCUCAAUCUCCCGAGUACUAUUUUAUUUCAAAGAAGAUCAUAGUGAUGAUUAUGAUGAAGGAAGAAGUUAAUAGCGCUCUCAAGAGUUUCAAAGUUACUUUUAAUUUAUCAACACUCAAAACAUAUCAGGUCGAAAAAUGAAUCAUUAUUACAAACACUAUUAUUAUUAUUAUUGUUACCAUAGUACUAUUAUAAGAUGAAGAUCCUAGUGUUUUCAUUACUACUCAACAUCUCAAUACAAACCAACUUUCCGUCGGUUACAGUUACCGCUGAAAUGCUUCAGCAACGAUUAGGUGUCAAUUCCAUCGAUAAAAGUUCAACUUCGAAACCCAUAUCAGACAUUGACUUACCACCAACUUUACCAAUGAUCUUUGGCACUGAAAAUUCUUCUGUUAUUAUUGCACAAUCUGGCUCAAUCGCAUUGUUACCGUGUAUUAUACACAACCUCGGCGACGGAACAGUGAGCUGGAUAAGACGAAAAGCAGUACAGCAGUUGUUAACAGUUGGGUUGUCGACAUAUGCAAGCGACGGACGUUUCCAAGCGAUCCACUUUCACCAUAGCGAAGAUUGGACUCUUCAAAUAAAAUACGUUCAGUCUAGGGAUGCUGGAAUAUAUGAGUGCCAAGUGUCCACUCAUCCACCCACGAGUAUAUUUCUGUUUCUCGAGGUCGUUGAGGCAAGCGCUGAAAUAGAUGGACCAGCAGAAAAAUUUGUACGGCCAGGUAGUACACUUCAACUGCAUUGUCAAGUAAAAAUGUCAACGGAAGUACCGUCAUAUUUGUUUUGGUUCCACAACUUCCGAAUGAUAAACUACGACGUCGAUCUAGGAGUAAAUGUCAGCACGGAUUUGACGAACCGUGAAAGCUGGCUCUACGUACCUAGAGCAUUAGACAGACACUCCGGAAAUUACACGUGCAAGGCAAGUAACGCUCAGCCAACACGUGUUUAUGUUCAUAUAUUUAACGGAGACAAUCCUGCAGCAAUGCAGCACAGUCUAGCAUCAACACGAUCAACUUUUCUCGCAACACUAGCCUGGCUCAUCAUUUCCGCCGUCCAAACUUCUAUCGACUCACAACUAAGAAUUUUUUAACCACUAUAUACUUAUAUAAACUCUUGUCAUUAUUUCAUAUUUAUAGCUCGUUAGCUUUUAUUAAUUUUUUUUUUGUUAUUUAAUUAAAAUUAUAAUUAUUGUUAUUAUUAUAAUAUAAGCUGCGAUCUCACAUUAGAAUAAUAACUAUGCCACAACUUAUUAAACGUAUAUUAAAUAUGUAAAUAUUCAAUAACUAAACAA